AUGGCGCCAGUCCCGGACGUCCAAUUAAUCGAGUUCAAAACAUUGGACGGCUUGACACUAAGAGGAUCAUACUAUGCCACUCUGCAGAGAGCACCAGCGGUCAUUAUGACACCUGGCUUCAAUUGGCCCCGCGAGUUCCUCAUCACCGAUGUAGCUCUCCAAUUCCAGCUCGCCGGCAUCAACGCGCUUGUCUUCGACCCACGCUGCAUAGGAGCCAGCGACGGCCUCCCUCGAAACGACAACGACCCCUGGGCGCAGAUCGGCGACUACCACGACGCCGUGACCUGGAUCAAGGCUCAGCCGACCGUCGACCCGACCGCCAUCGGCCUGUGGGGGUACAGCAUGUCCGGGAUACUCGCCAUCUCCGCCGCGGCCGUCGACGUGCGGCGCGUCAAGUUCGCCAUCGCCAUGUGCCCGGCCUGCAUCUUCAACAUGCCGUCGCUGCGCACCGUCCUGGCCAAGGCCAUGCAAGACCGCGAGUCCCGGCUGCGCGGCAACGAGCCUUAUUACGUCAGCACGCUCGACCGCCACGGCUUCACGCCUGGCGGGCUCAAGACCAACUGGGACACGAGGGACAUUGAGCGACUGGAGAAGAUGAUCGAGGAGGGCAAGGCGAUGGGGGUCAGCAGCACGGCCACCAUACAGUCGUAUGCCCGAGUGCCGUUUUUUGAACCGCGUGGUGCGUUUCAUUUGCUCGAGGGGAGGCCGGUGUUGGUCAUAUCGGGUGCGCAGGACUCCAUCUCGCCGCUGGAGGUGCAGAAGGAGUGGUUGUUGAGUCGGCUGCCUGAGCCAAAGGAGCAUCAUGUGGAGCCAAAUGGGGGCCACUUGGAUAUGCUAAGCGGUGAAAUCUUUCCCAAGAUUAUGGAGGCGCAGCUCGAGUUUCUGCGAGAUCAACUGGGGGCCGAUAUAUGA
Messenger RNA from Pyricularia grisea, 912 nucleotides. RefSeq lists its product as uncharacterized. Lineage: Eukaryota; Fungi; Ascomycota; Sordariomycetes; Magnaporthales; Pyriculariaceae. Bases 1 to 912 code for a protein of 303 amino acids. The record is from RefSeq and is a predicted model, not a curated record. The transcript has 2 exons.